This is a messenger RNA of Neltuma alba, 1061 nucleotides long. RefSeq lists its product as uncharacterized. Lineage: Eukaryota; Viridiplantae; Streptophyta; Magnoliopsida; Fabales; Fabaceae. The transcript has 5 exons. The record is from RefSeq and is a predicted model, not a curated record. The coding region runs from base 78 to 863 and encodes 261 amino acids.
GAAAACGAAAGUACGGCAACAACUUCACAGGCAUGAUCAUCCAAAGAAUAAGGUGACGUUAUCGAUAUUCGUGGGUCAUGGCGGCCGCAACCACCGUACUGUUUCCCUUCCAAACCCGUCUGAGCUGCUCCACCGGGUUGGUAGCCCAAAUAAUGACGACGACGACACAGCUGAGGCCUCGACGACGUCGUCGAAAGGCAUUUGUAUCAGGACCUCCGUCCCGCCACUCUGAGAUCUACAAUCGGAAAGCUUGCACCUUCACCUACCGUACCUUUGACAACGUCCCUCUCCACCACUUCCCCGGUGCUCCUCCGGAUUGGUUUGAAGAGUACAUGGAGGACAUGGGAAGAGUAAUGGGAGCUAUCAUUCCAGAAAAAUCAACAGCUUUACGCCUCAAUCAGGAAGAGUGGAGAAUAAACAUGCCAGUGAUACAAGCCCUGUUCUUGAAGGUAGAGCCAGUGAUAGACGUAAGAGUGACAACAAAAUCGAAUGGACAAGAUUACCCUCCUCAUGUUCCUUCCCACAUCCCCAAGCUCUACGAGACUCGCACUACAAGGUGGGAGUUUCAAGGGCUGCAUUCAGAUUACACGCCACCUUUCUUUAGCCUCGAAGCUUCUGGAACCUUGUACCGCCCUCUAACUCAUGCAACUGAUGAUGGUAGCUGCAUUAUUAAGAAUCAGUUAGAGGCCAAUGUUACCAUUGUUUUCCCUCCACUUCUCUCUUGGGUUCCUCAGCAUGUGUUGGACAAUAUCUUGGAUUCGAUUAUAAGGACAAUCGUGGAGGACAUCAAGAGAGGAUACAAGUUCAGGUUGUUAGCAGAUUACAGAUCAUUCCAGAGGAGCAAGUUAAAGAAUUCGACCUAGCCAGCUAGUUCUCUCAUAACGACGACGCCCCAUAUAUAUUUAUCGGAUUUAAGUUAAAAUCGCGCUCAUUGCUUCUUCUCCUUCUGUUUAAUUUUUCACGUUUCAGUUUUUAAAAUUCUAAUGAUAAUUAAUGGUCAAGGAUUGCAUCAGACCAGCAAAAGACAAAACAUACAUACAUGCAUACGCAGGCAGAUUUUG